AUGAGCGCCAGACCAUUCUACCCUCCAACCGACGACUUCAGUCGCUACGGAGGCGCAACCUCGCAUCUUCCCAAGUUGGAAGUCGACGACUUCCAGCAUGCAGGGCCUCCGCCGCCGCCAGGCGCUGGGUCCGGGCCGCCGCGCGACCCAGAGCCCGGCGCAGGCUAUCCGUGGUACAACCCGCGCGGCUGGUCGCUGCGCACGAAGCUGAUCGCCGGGGUCGCGGUGGUGGUGGUCAUCGUUGCGGUGAUUGUGGGCGCGGUCGAGGGCACCAAGGCGAAUCGGUAUCCUGACUAUUCGCGAUUGGAUUAUCAAUUGGUUGAUACCUAUGACCCGGCAAAGUUUCUCGAUCGUUUCAAUUACUACUCGGGGGAGGACCCGACUGAUGGCUUUGUGCAAUAUGUUGAUAGAGCGGGCGCCCAAUGGCUGAAUCUCACGCAUGCUACUGAGAAUUCCGUCGUGCUCAAGGUGGACACGACAAAUACGAAUGCCGUCAACGGUCGCCAGUCCGUCCGGCUGGAGUCCAAGACCGCGUACGACGAUGGACUGUUCAUUUUCGAUAUCCUCCACACGCCGUAUGGCUGCGGGACGUGGCCUGCGCUCUGGCUGACCGAUCCCAGCAACUGGCCUGAAAACGGAGAAAUUGACGUGUUGGAGACUAACAACAAGGCCACCGAUGGCAACGCCGUGACGCUGCACACGACGAGUGGCUGCAACAUGAAAGUGAAGCGGAAACAGACCGGCACAACCAACUACAAGACCUGCCUCAACAGCACCAACGACAACUCGGGGUGUGGAGUCCAAGGCGAGCCGGACUCCUACGGCGAGGCCUUUAACAAAGGCGGCGGAGGGGUGUAUGCGUUGGAACUGCGUGACGCCGGCAUCCGCGCCUGGUACUUCCAUCGGGACUCCAUCCCGGACGACAUUACUUCUGGCCAUCCUGACCCGUCGACAUGGGGUACCGCGCUGGCGGACUUCCCGAACACGAACUGCGAUAUCCCGUCGCACUUCCGCAACCAGAGCAUUAUUGCGAAUAUCGAUCUGUGCGGGCAGUACGGGGGCCAGCCGCAGUUCUACACUAAGCAGUACAACUGUCCUGGAAAGUGCAAUGACUUUGUGCGGGACAAUCCGUCUGCGUUUCAGGAGGCGUACUGGGAGUUUAAGAGCUUCAAGGUGUACAAGGGCAAUUGA
Messenger RNA from Aspergillus terreus NIH2624, 1191 nucleotides. Its product is annotated as glycoside hydrolase family 16 protein. NCBI's taxonomy places the organism in Eukaryota, Fungi, Ascomycota, Eurotiomycetes, Eurotiales, Aspergillaceae. Gene Ontology annotation, biological process: glucan catabolic process. Gene Ontology annotation, molecular function: hydrolase activity, hydrolyzing O-glycosyl compounds. The record is from RefSeq and is a predicted model, not a curated record. The coding region runs from base 1 to 1191 and encodes 396 amino acids. The transcript is spliced from 3 exons.